Molecule: messenger RNA, 1153 nt
Organism: Perca flavescens (yellow perch)
Lineage: Eukaryota; Metazoa; Chordata; Actinopteri; Perciformes; Percidae
Product: triadin
Exons: 6
Coding region: 470-931 (153 amino acids)
Cellular component (GO): sarcoplasmic reticulum; membrane
Molecular function (GO): signaling receptor binding
Source: RefSeq, a predicted model, not a curated record
UUUUGGAUUUUCAGAGGGGGCAGGGUGACUCUCAGUAUGUCAACCCCUUCUCUGUCUCUCUCUUUUCUUUUUACUGUCUAGCAGUUAACCAGCUAGAAACUGAUCAGAAACUUUGACUCUUGGACACAAACUGAUUCCUUCAAGAAGAACUUUGAAAUUAACAAGAACAAUAAACAAACCAAAGAGCUGUUUUCUGGCUUUCCUUCCAUUUUCUCCUGUGGGGAAGGUUUUAGUGUAUUUUUAGACCUGCUGUGAUCCAGCUUAACUACAAUCGCUGUAUGCUUUCUGCUGCCGGGUUUGAGCGUUUUCCCUCAAUCGCCUUUUUCUCACAAUCAACUGGGGCCAAAGAGGAUUUAACGAAGGAGUUACAUGCGUGUUUCUAUGGUAACGGUGCAUUUCCAGAGUCUUUGAAGGACUGAAGGUUAUCACUAAACAUCCAGCAAACUCAAAGCCCAAGCUCUCUUCACCAAUGAACAGUCAAGCCAACGGCAGGGAGGCGGUCCCUCCAGCUCGGACCAAUCAGAAGACAUUUUUGGAUGAUGUCAUUUUGACCUUUAGUUCACCGAUGGCCUGGCUGCUGGUUGUGGCUCUGGUCAUCACAUGGUCGGGAGUCGCCAUUGUUCUUUUUGAUUUGCUCGACUAUAAAACUCUGACAGAAUACACAUCAUACUGUGACGACCCCGUGUGUUUAUCUUCUGGUCUCCCUCCUCCGUCUGCCAUCGCUAAGAGAGGUUUGAAGGUUAAAGGUGUUUUUCGUCCAAUAAAAUCAAGCCCUGCUGGAGUCCCAGUUGAUGUCACGGCUCAGGAGAGCACCGAUUGGUUGGAGAUGAUAUGGACUUUUGCAGCCAGUUUGGUAGCUCCUGAUGAGGAGGAGGAAGGUAUUCACCAGCUAACUGAAACCAUCACAUCUUUCCACUCCGAGGAGCUCUGAACAAGAGGAGCGUGAAGGAAGGACAAUAAUUGACGAGUACUGUAUGAAGAGCCGGAGAAAGGAAGAGAGAGCCAAAAGAGAGGAGUGUCUGACUUAAGUGGAAGGGAGGAUGUAAAGAACUGGAGGAGGAAGAGAAUGUAUAGUUUGUCACAGUUAUGUUUCUUUAUGUCUGUCGUUGUUAACUGGAAUGUGAUCAAUAAAAACUGACCAUUUAAAAACGUA